Molecule: messenger RNA, 3145 nt
Organism: Pyricularia oryzae 70-15
Lineage: Eukaryota; Fungi; Ascomycota; Sordariomycetes; Magnaporthales; Pyriculariaceae
Product: sulfate permease 2
Exons: 4
Coding region: 371-2941 (856 amino acids)
Biological process (GO): transmembrane transport
Cellular component (GO): membrane
Molecular function (GO): secondary active sulfate transmembrane transporter activity
Source: RefSeq, a predicted model, not a curated record
ACCUGCCGAUCGGGCACCGGCGCCAGCGGUUAACAAAACAAAUGGGUGAUCCCACAUUGAUUAAAUUUUUAUUGCCCGCCACCUUGUUCAUCUUCAUUACCUUGUUCAAGAGUGUACCGACCUAAAGUUUUUGACUCUGGCGGCCGGAGCAGAUCUCAUCGAUGGCUCCUUCCUGACACAAGCGUCUCCCAGCACGUUAGUACCUAAUUAAAGGAACUUACCCUUGCUUUAUGCGAGUCCUUAUUUUUUUUUCCAUUUAUCACUUUUUCGUCCUCGGUGCUUGAUUUAUUUGGCCACUCGGGUUUCUUCUUCAAAUUUUGAAAACUUGCUGCCAACGCAGCGUGGGAAGACGACCACCGUGGCGCCAAAAAUGGGCAUGCGAGUGGCGGCCAAAGCAGUUGGCAUUGAUCAAGAUGCAAAAUCACGCCACCUUCCCGACGACCUGAAAGCGCGGGCUCUGGGGGCAGUUAUGCCACUGGAUCCCUUCUUUGAGGAGGACCCAACCGUUAAGGAGUGGCUCCUAGAGCAACGACCGACACUGGCUGGGACCUCGAGAUACAUCACAAGUCUUUUUCCCUUUGUACGCUGGAUAGGCCAUUACAAUUUACAAUGGCUCAUGGGAGACGUCAUUGGCGGCAUUACGCUCGGGUUCGUUGUUGUCCCUCAAGCAAUGGCCUAUGCAAUCCUUGCCGGCCUUCGUCCAGAGUUCGGACUCUACACCUCCUUUACCGGCGCCGCACUCUAUUGGCUGUUCGGCACAUCCAAAGACAUCGCCAUAGGAGCCACAGCUGUAGUGUCGCUGCUGGUGGGUAAGAUAAUAGAGGCGGCACGCGCUGAAAAUCCCGAGUCCGCCCCCGAGGAAGUGUCAAAGACCAUUGCGGCCUUGUCCGGGUGCUUCCUCUUGGUAUUUGGCAUGCUCAGGCUGGACUGGUUGAUUGAGUUCAUCCCACAUGUCGCCAUCGCUUCCUUUGUCACUGGUGCGUCCGUCACCAUCACCAUCAGCCAGAUGCCAACCGUCUUGGGCAUUGCCGACAAGAUCAAUACCCGCGACGCCCCCUAUGCCGUAUUCGUCAAUACAUGCAGGGCAUUACCAAAAGCCACUGUCGGUGCUGCGGUUGGGUUGACCGCCAUUUUGAUCUUGCACGUUAUCAAGUCAUUCUGUGCUCGGAUGGCCGUCAAGCAGAAACACAAGGCAAAGAUGUGGGACACCAUCUCAUCCAUCCGCAUGACGUUUGUGAUCCUGCUUUACACGCUUAUCAGCUUCAUUGUGAAUCGAGGUUUGUCGCCAGAAGAAGCCAAGUUCAAAAUACUUGGCCCUGUGCCAACAGGCUUCCAAGCUGCUGGUACACCCUCUUUUAACCCUGAUCUCGUCAAGUUUCUCAUACCCCAACUGCCGGCGCUCCUAAUAAUUUUGAUCAUUGAGCAUAUCGCCAUUGGCAAGUCUUUUGCUCGACUCAACAACUACACUAUUGUCCCGUCCCAGGAAAUCAUUUCCAUCGGAGCCGCGAACCUCCUGGGACCAUUCCUUGGCGGUUAUGCAGCUACUGGAUCCUUCAGUGGCACUGCCAUCCUAAGCAAGGCUGGUGUUCGGACACCUCUUGCAGGGGUGUUCAACGGGUUGAUUCUCAUAUUGGCUCUUUAUGCCCUCACGUCAGUCUUUUAUUUUAUCCCUUCGGCGGCGCUGGCUGGAUUGAUCGUUCAUUGCGUGAGCAACUUGAUCACACCCCCCGCCACGCUCGUCAAGUACUGGCAGCUCGCUCCUCUCGAUGUCUUCAUAUACUUUGUGGGCGUUUUCCUUUCGAUAUUCCUCAGCCUUGAAACUGGCAUCUACGCUACCGUGGGCUUGUCGUUUCUCAUUCUCCUACUGCGCAUCGCGAGGUCUCAGGGGAGGUUUCUUGGCCGAGCGAGGAUGCAUGUUUUAUCAUCGCAUAGCAAAGGCGGUGGCCGCAGACCCAGUGAUGCAUCUGAGCAUUGGGAACAGAGGCUCCCAUCUCAGAGCUCACAGCAUUCCAGCAGUCUGGGCCAUGGCUGGGUGAACAAUGGCCGCGAGGUCUUUCUACCACUUGAUCGUCGUGAUGGUUCCAACCCAGCCGUAGAUGUCAGCUCUGUCCAUCCGGGGGUUUUCAUCUACAGGUUCACCGAGGGCUGUACUUACCUCAACCAAGCGCAGUGUGUUGAUCACAUCGUCGCCCAUAUUACCAGUCAUACUCGGAAAACAAACAUGAAUGAGUACAAGCGGCCAGGAGAUCGUCCAUGGAACGAGGCCGCAGUCAAGAAGACCGACCAACCCUCAGACUACCCCAAUGAACAAAAUCUGCCGCUUCUCCGCGCCGUCAUCUGCGACUUCAACACGGUGAAUCACGUCGAUAGCUCUGCAGUCGAGGGCCUGAUGGACAUGCGUGCACAGCUAGACCGCUGGGCAGCACCAGCCGCCGUCGAGUGGCAUCUGGCCGGAGUUCGCAGCCGCUGGACGCGCCGGGCGCUGGUCGCCGCCGGGUUCGGCUACCCUAGCGCAGUGACCAGCGGCGGAUUCUGGAUCCCCGGUUUCGACGUUGGUGCAACCUCUUCGGGAGACACUGCGACCGUCGUGGCUGAACCGCCAAGGAAGCACCCAGUCAGCCGCGCUGAUCAGGAAUGUGCCGACAUCGCAGACGCCACAACUCGGGUCAACAGCGUCGAGGACCUGGCCGACUGCGAGCUUGGGUUGGGUGACCGUUUGUCAAGCAGUGGAACUGCUACCCCUGGAUCGGUAGCGGGCCACCUACGGCACGUCUGCGACGAGGGGCACGCUGGUGCGUGUGAUGGGGCUUGUCGAGGCAAGUAUGCCCCGGUUUUUGGCAUUGAUCGCCCCUUUUUCCACGUUGAUCUGGUAUCUGCUGUGUCGAAUGCGGUGGAGAGUGCUAGGUGGAGAGACAAGAUUGGCGAAGCAGGACCGUGCUGAGUUGCCAAGUAUCUUUCUGUGCAACGCAGAUGUGAUUUUAUUUGUUUUUUUUUCUUCUUCUUUGUUUGGAUAAACACAAGUUAUGAUACCAGGGACAGAUGUUUUAGUGGCGAGUUUUCUGCGGCAUUGCAAUGGCGUUUUGGGGUCAUCAUGAACAUGGAAUAGCGAAUAGUAAAUAGACCAAAACUAGGUAUGAUAUUUUAA